Molecule: messenger RNA, 1798 nt
Organism: Morone saxatilis (striped sea-bass)
Lineage: Eukaryota; Metazoa; Chordata; Actinopteri; Moronidae
Gene: trnt1
Product: tRNA nucleotidyl transferase, CCA-adding, 1
Exons: 6
Coding region: 101-913 (270 amino acids)
Biological process (GO): RNA processing
Molecular function (GO): RNA binding; nucleotidyltransferase activity
Source: RefSeq, a predicted model, not a curated record
AGCCGCACGUUGUGGGAACACUUCCGGUAAGUCUUCAUGGUGGAGCGCGUGAAGCGAUAACUACAGCGUGUGUUCAUAAGAGCUUCUGUUCAAGUGUCAGAUGUGGAGCAGAAUAUUGAGUCCUCGUGUGAUUAGAAGAACAGGAUUCUAUUGGAGGAGUAUCUUCACUAUGCGGCUGAAGACCAGUGAGUUCCAGUCUCUGUUCAAUGAUGGACUGAAUGGACUAGCAGAGGUGUUUGAGAAGCACCAGCAUGAGCUGAGGAUAGCUGGAGGUGCUGUGCGUGACCUGCUGUCUGGGAAGCGGCCAGAAGAUGUGGACUUUGCCACCACAGCCACUCCAGAGGAGAUGAAGCGUAUGUUCCAAAGUGCUGGGAUCAGGAUGAUCAACAAUAAAGGAGAGAAGCAUGGGACCAUUACAGCAAGACUACACAAUGAGAACUUUGAGGUGACCACGUUGCGAGUGGAUGUUCAGACAGAUGGCCGUCACGCAGAGGUGGAAUUCACCACUGACUGGCAGAAAGACGCCGAGCGGAGAGACCUCACCAUCAACUCCAUGUUUUUAGGGCUUGAUGGCACAUUAUAUGACUAUUUCAAAGGAUAUGAUGACCUGCAGAACCGUAAAGUUCGGUUUGUUGGCAGUGCUGAAGAAAGAAUCCAAGAGGACUACCUGAGAAUACUGCGCUAUUUCAGGUUCUAUGGCAGAGUAGCUUUGGAGCCUGACGACCAUGAGCCCGAGACACUGGCCGCCAUCAGGAAAAACGGCCGUGGACUGGCGGCCAUAUCAGGAGAACGUAUUUGGGUGGAAAUAAAGAAGAUGGUGGUUGGUAACCAUGCCGCUCAUCUGCUGGAGCUGAUGUACAGUUUAGAACUGGCCCAGUACAUAGGUGAGAGAGAAGGCAGGGAUGGGCAUUGAAAGGAUUUUACAUACAAUUUCUCUAACAGCAAUCACACAAACUUCAGCAAGAAAAAAACAAUCUGCACAUUCAGCUUAACGCUUAAUUCAGCUUGUGUUACGGAAAAACCUUUACCAACAAUGGCCUCAAAGAUACUGCUAUAUAUUAAAAAAGCACACAUAAUUGUUUAUCUUCCACCUCCUGAUGAUAUUCAAGUCAUUAGUCACAUCAAUGCCUUGACUUCCAUUAGAGGGAGAAUAGGUUUUAGUGAAUUUUUCGUGAAGAAAACAUUGAUCAAUCAUUGGGGCAUUCAGAGUGCCCUUUAAUUAUUUCUCUUGACAGGAUUUCAUUGGUCCCAUUCUUAAAGGAGUACUCCAGCCAUUUGAUAGAUAGAUUAAAGGUGGUAAAAGAGGUAAAUGCAAGUAUUUCAGUUCCAUAAGUUGGGGGACUCACAAGAGACGGGUUAAAAGCUUUAAAAAGAGCAUACAGAAUCUUUUGUUAAAGUUGACAGUCGUGAGUGCUCUUGGAUUAGUUGUAGCUUGAGUCUGACUAAUGACAUUUAAACUGAUUUAACUAGGUAACUAUACAUAUUAUCUUAUUUACACGUCUGUUAAGGCUCAGAUGUCAGCAUUAGGUUUUUACCACCAGAGAUUUAUGCACUCAUACUGACGGCACUGUCACCGCUGCCUAAACUAACUUGUAAGUGUAAUGUUGCAAUUUUCCUUGUUGCCCACUUUGGUAAAAACAUUCCCACUUGUUAGAACAUAUUUUCCUUUUUGUCGAGAUACCCUUUUGAAAGUGUUCUGAUCGAACAUGUACCAUGCUAUUAAGUCAUUAUUUGCAGAGUGCAGGCAUCAGUGAAAAGGAUCAAUAGCGACAGCGUCGAAGCUCAACAACUGUAACAA